UGGUUCCUGAAGCAUGCGCCUGCCGAUCUUGCUGGCACUGUUGGGCCUGUUCGUCCACAAUGCCUACCUACAGUCACUAAAUUGCUAUGUCCCCGCUGACAUAAUGAUCCUGCUGGACGGUUCCGACUCCAUUCAAGAACGUGACUGGUACAAGAUGAAGGAGUUUGUUCAACUUCUCAUUGACAAUUUCGACAUAGCCCGAGACGCCAUCCAUCUUGGAAUGGUGGUCUACAGUUCCCGGAUUGGGGAUCAUAUUGGCCUCAACUCAUUCAAAGACAAAAACAUGCUAAAGCUGUUAGCAGGUGCUCUUAAUCACCCGAAAGACAGCACAAACACAGCUAAAGGAAUUGAAUAUGUAAGAGAGAAGUUCCGAAUGGAUGGUCGACCAGGUGUUCCGAAAAUCGCAAUCGUGAUCACGGACGGAAGUUCGGACAAUCCAAGGAACACAAAACUACAGGCUAAUGCGGCUAAAAACGAGGGCAUUAAAGUCUUAGCUGUAGGAGUCGGCGGUCAUAUGUUUAAGGACGAACUUCGGAGCAUCGCCUCCAAACCCAGCAAAGUUUUCACCUCCCCAACCUUCGGAACUCUAAUCACGCUGGUUUCUGAGAUACGAAACAUGGUCUGUCAAGUCAUUACAACUACAACCACUACCACAACCACUCCUAAGAUUCCAACACAGCCGCCUAUCUAUGUGCCACCACCAAAGGAUAUGAUCUGCAAUGUUCCUGGCGAUAUCGUUUUCCUCAUGGAUGGUAGCGACAGUAUCAGUGACGUUGACUUCAUGCGCCAGAAAGCCUUCGUCGCCAACAUGGUGGACAACUUUGAAAUCAGUCCAGAGGCAAUACAUGUAGGCAUGGUAGUGUUCUCCACCAUGAUUGGAGAUGUUAUAGGCCUACAACCAGCAAAGGGCAAACCGCUACUCAAAAUUCUGGCCAAGAGUCUGAAACAACCAAAAAUAGGAACUAACACUGCGAAAGGUAUACAGAGGGUCAGAAAAAUGAUGGCGGAGGAAGGUCGACAGUUCGCGCCAAAAUUGGCGGUGGUCAUUACUGAUGGUCGGUCAACUAGGCCGCAAGAGACCAUUCGAGAAGCAAGUCUUGCCAAGGCCGAAGGAAUUACAAUGAUAGCUAUUGGAGUAGGAACCGAAAUCUUCCAAGACGAACUUCGACAGUUGGCGUCUUCACCCACGCAAGCUUUCGAGGUCCGGGAUUUCAGUAAGCUAGGAGAAAUUAUCAACACCAUGAGGGAUCUCAUCUGUCAAGAGAUAAAGACCACUACUUCAACAACCACCACUACAGAGAUGCCUACCCCACCACCCUCCAGGGUGCCACCACCAGACGGUCUGAUCUGUAACGUCCCCGCCGACAUUGGUAUCUUACUGGACGGCUCUGACAGCAUCAAUGACCGCGGGUUCAUCAAAGAGAAGAACUUUGCUGCCAACCUGAUAAACAACCUUGACAUCGGUCCGGACACAAUCCACGCUAGUGUCAUUGUUUACAGUACACUGAUUGGUCAAACCAUUCCCUUCACCCCGUUCAAACCAAAGACCUUGCUAACAAUCCUUACAAGAAACUUGAAGCAACCAAAGGUUGGUACCAAUACUGCUAAGGGAAUAAACAAAAUGAGGGAGUACUUCCGAACACAAGGUCGAUCUAACGCACCCAAGGUCAUGGUUAUCGUUACUGACGGCCGGUCCACCAGACCGAGGGAGACAAUAGCGGAAGCGGAACUAGCAAAACGAGAGGGAAUUGUGGUUAUUGCUGUCGGUGUUGGAACAGAGAUCUUCAGAGACGAACUGAGACAGAUUGCCACCAAUGAGAGGAAGCUGUUUGAGGUAUCCGACUUUGCUGCUUUGCAAAGGAUCAUCAUCGCAAUUAGAGAUUUGAUUUGCCAAGUUAUCACCACCACACCAGCUAUACAGACGACAACCCCGCUACCGGCCACCACAACACUGUCACCAAUUCCAAAUUGCGACGUGCCGGCCGAGAUCAUGUUUAUGCUGCAAGGUUCCCAGGCUACGGAUGACCAGAGCUGGGCCGACAGUAAGCGUUUCCUUAGUACUGUGGUCAACAACAUGUACGCCAGUCCCAGCGCUCACCACUACGGGGCCUUCGUCUACGGUAGCGCCAUCGGGGACCACGUGGGUCUACAGCCAUUCAAAGACAAAUUCGAAUUGCAGAAUUACUUCAACUCUAUGAUGAAACCGACAUCAUCUGGUUCAGAUGUAGCGGCAGCUUUGAAGAUGAUGCGAGAGGUGUUCCGAGAACAAGGGAGACCAUCAGCUCCAAAAAUCGGAGUCAUGAUCACCAAUGAACCGACAUCAACACGGCGUCUUACAAUGGCGGAAACCGACCUGGCAAAAACGGAGGGCGUGAAGCUUUAUACUAUUGGCGUUGGAAACUUGGUGGAUAGAGGCGAGCUGCUGAAUACAGCCACAAGUGAAAAACACGUCAUGCUUACUCCCAACGCUAGAAGCCUGGAAUCUAUUUUACCAAACCUUCGACAUUUGAUAUGUGAUGAUAUCAUGACCCCGAUCACAACAAGACCUCCACGUCCGUCGCAUAACUUCACAAGUCUGUGUGCGGGAUGUCUCUAUGACAGAGGAACAGGGUACAACUUCUUCCCCGGAGACUGCAGCAAGUUCGUGCAGUGCUGGGAAAAUAAUGGCUAUGUACAUGGCGUCGUGAAGCAAUGUCCAUUUGGAGAGUUCUGGAAACAGGAGGAAUUAAAGUGUGUCCCAUCUAUACAUGUUCACUGUACAAUGGACCCCUGCUUACGCGCUCCCAAUGGAUUCACGUACGGAAUGGAGGAAUCCCGCUGUCGUUCGUACUGGAUCUGUGUUGACAGUCACAGUCUUGGGUCAUGCUGCGCUCCUGGGACCCACUAUGUCGAGGGCAUGGGAUGCAUGCGGGGAUUGGCAUGCAACGAUGCUUGUCCUCCGAAUGGCGGGAAAAUCUAUACACCGUGCAAGAAACAGGCCCAUUGGGAUAGACGAUUCUACAUCGACGAUGUCCCGCAACAGAAACUUGUCCGCCAUUGUUCUCCUGGAACAAUAUUCAGCAAAGAAUACUGUACCUGUAUUCCUGAUAUGGAGGGACUAAUUCCUGUACUUCCUGGAGAUCAAUGUAAAGCGUCCGCCUACCUUCCUUUUGACGUCGAUUUGGAGGACAAGUCUGGAUCCAACACUGCAGUGAUGGUGAGGAACGUUACCAUGACACCCUACGGAAGCGCCCAUUUCACGGGCAACAGCGCGCUCACCCUGUACAAGUAUGCAGAUAUGAGCCUCGGAAACAAACUUCUCAUCAGCUUUAAGUUCAAGUUUGACCGUUGGCCGGACAGUUUGGACCACGCAGGUAGAGUUGUACAUUAUGAGAAGGGCGAGACACAUUGGAGAUUUGACAUACAAAGCAAGACAUGGACUCGUAACAUUACAAUCGGCGGAGGAUGGAAUGCAGGCAGACUAACAAGAAUGUUCCGGAAGCUGAUGGGUUCAACAAAUGCACAGCAAAUGAAUCUGCACAUGAUUGAGAUCGCCAACUCUCCUGAUUUCAAGGCUUUACUCUACCAUCUAGGAUUUAUGCCAGAUGCAACAAAUGCUCUUCAAAUCCUGCGCAUUAUAUUCUCUGGACAGGGAUCUAAUUUGAUCAAUCAGAUAUUGCAGAAAAUUGGAAACGUUCAUGGGUCUGAAGAAGUUAGAAAACUUUUAUACAAUCUUCUUCGAAUUGAGGGCAUGAAUAAAUGGAUUAAAGACCAUACAGGAGGAAACCAUAAGCAUGCAUUUGUCAACUGGCAGAGAUUCCUAAAUUCACUCAACCUGAACGAAAAAGACUGGAACAAAGGCGGGAUCCCUGGAUUAAAUGUUGAUCACAACAUGGGAAAACUUAUAGCUGAUCUUUGGAGGAUAUUUGUCAAUGAACAUGGAAUGAAUACGAGAGAUUGGAAAGACAUUUUGAAGAUUACCUUUAAUGGUGAUAAGAAUAGACACUUCGGAAUAGAAUUUUUAGGUGAAAUUGAAGGAGUACUUGGACGUAAUAAAACCAUUAAAGAUCUGUGGUUUGACUUUUUGAAAGGAAGAAACGUGAGUGUUUCCAUCUUUGGAAAUUACACACACGGUGGUGAGGCUCAUAAGAAACAUCCACACUUUCUCCGCUACAUAGAAGAUCUGGUAAAAAGUGGCAAAGGUGGCGAAUGGCUGAACUACGUACUGGGAGGAGGAAAAAUACAUACAGACCACGGAGGAUUCACGCACGAAGGUGUUAACAACAUUGCAGACAUCUGGAGAGAGUACGUAACAGACGCCAGACUAGACCAGCAGUCCUCCUUACAUCCACAUCUUACUUGGACUCUCACUGGCGGAGGAACGGGUGGACAGAGAACUGAAAUUUUCAUCGAUGAAUUAAGGAACGUACUAGCAAACGAUACAGUUCGAAACCACUUCCUAGACUUUUUAAAGAAAUAUGACAUCAACCUUGUCGGAACUGGUAAUGGGUGGAAACUCGUCCGUGGAGGCAACCAGAAUGAUGUUGGUGCAUGGUUAUACUGGCUUUUUACUCAGACUGGCAACAACCACGGUGGAUCCGGAACAAGUACAUCCAUCACUUGGCCUUGGUUCCCAGGGGGAGAAGGACUAGACGGUUGGGAUAUCGGUCUAGGGUUUGAGUGGAUAUUUGGUCCAGUACGCAAGCCCACUGGAGGUCCCUGGAAUCGCCCUAUUGGUUCGGUGGUGAGGAAGUUUUUCUGGGAGUAUGAUGAGGAGGGCUGGCACAAACGUCUGUUCACCGGUUACCCGUCAGGCUGGUUCGGUCUUAAAUACGGUUUUAGUAAAUUGGGGCAAAAUUACAUAAUGAAAUUAUGGAAGGAGUUUAUUGCUCGCUUCAAGCAACAUAUUUUGUCGUGGCAAAACAAUCUUAUUUGGUCUGACCGUCAGGACUUUUCAGAAUCAUUGUCCGAAUAUGUAGAUUUUAUCACUGAAAUGCAAAUUCUCCUUACCAACACAUCCUGCAAAGAUGAUUGGCUAAAGUAUUUGAAAGAGCGCAGAAUCCGCCUGUCGGUAUCGGAGAACGGAUGGGACGUCAGUGAUGACGACCAUGACUUCGACAACAGUGAGUGGGUCAGCUGGUUGCUUCAGUUUCCCUUCGCUGACUCAGGUUCUUCUUGGAUAGGGGGAUCGUCUUCGUCGGGGGGCUUCAGCGGUCAGAGAGUGAACUCGGCGUUUGGGGAGGGCUGGUCUAACAUGCUCUUCGGCGGCCCGUCUGAUUCUCAUUCUGGCGAGAGUUCGUCCGGUGGUUCGUCCACCGAGUCAUUAGACUCAAUUUUGAAAAGUCUCUCUAAUGGUUUCGCAGGUGGUUCUGGAACCAGUUCUAUACAGGAUAGCCAGGAGUAUUAUUCAGGAGGAUUUGGAAUGGGUGACAUGUUUGGAUUACUUGCUGCCGAAGAAUUCCUGAGGAAAAAACGAUCUACAGAUAAUGUUGUUCGACAUAAGCGUCAGGCGCAUGCGCCUUUCCACUACCAAUCAUUGGUUGGUAAUUGUCAUGGCAACAAUCCGUCAAUAGAUAUUGCAGCCAAUGAAAGGAAUGUGAAAAUGAUUUUAGUGACGGAUGGAAGCAACCAACCUGGUGAACUUAUUCUUCCAAUUGUUCAAGGCUGGAAUGAAGUUACAUUAGUAUACAACGGCAGAGAUAUGCAUGGAAUGGUGAAUAAUUGGCAAGGGGAAAAGAAAACAUCAAUACCAAUGAGAGGUAAUAUUCAGUCACGUCCAGAGGGGAUUUCUCUUGGAUAUUGUCCAAAAUACGAUGGUCUCCAAGGAAAAAUCGACGAUUUCGCCUUCUAUGAGUGCAUACCACUGGCCAUACAAAACAAGAUAGGACGUUCCUAGCAUACUAGAGACAACGUUCCUUCGCUUUCCUCUCCCUCCCUUUGUCAAGAAGAGGAGCUUGUAAACUCAAAUGUUCAUUUUUCAUCUCCCUUGGAUGCACAGAUUCGUUUACGUUGAGUGGCGCAUUCUACCCGUAUGAUGUGACUGUACCAUACUCUGAGCUUUUUGUUAUUCUCUGCUGGCUCUCUACAACAACUAUGACAAAAUGUUUGUCUCAUUAAAAGAUAUCUACUUAUACCGAACAACGAUCAUUUUCUUUGAAGCAUGGUACUCUAGACACCGGCUGUUUGGAUUGAUUUCGUAAAAUAAAUCAUAUAUACAAUUUUAAA
Molecule: messenger RNA, 6204 nt
Organism: Magallana angulata
Lineage: Eukaryota; Metazoa; Mollusca; Bivalvia; Ostreida; Ostreidae
Exons: 20
Coding region: 14-5875 (1953 amino acids)
Cellular component (GO): extracellular region
Molecular function (GO): chitin binding
Source: RefSeq, a predicted model, not a curated record